Sitodiplosis mosellana (orange wheat blossom midge) is the source of this 2844-nucleotide messenger RNA. Its product is annotated as repressor of RNA polymerase III transcription MAF1 homolog. Lineage: Eukaryota; Metazoa; Arthropoda; Insecta; Diptera; Cecidomyiidae. The transcript is spliced from 4 exons. The coding region runs from base 1399 to 2097 and encodes 232 amino acids. Gene Ontology annotation, biological process: negative regulation of transcription by RNA polymerase III. Gene Ontology annotation, cellular component: nucleus. The record is from RefSeq and is a predicted model, not a curated record. Gene Ontology annotation, molecular function: RNA polymerase III core binding.
CUUUGGUAUAAAUAAUGCAUAUGUACACAAACAUCUGUUUUUAUUUACGCACUCAGAUAGAUCUGACGUUGGUUGUAUGAAAGUGUCAGAAAGGCCUUUGGUGGUACACGUAUUGCCAUCUGUUUUAGUGGAUGUACUAUUUCCACCGUCCAAGGUCGGUGUAUAGUGUAAAAUUCAACAAAAGAAGAAAAAGGCCUAUUUUCAGAUGACGAAAAUAUAAACAUGAAAAUGGCUGCAUAAUAAAUAAAAAAAACGCAAAUCAGAACCUUGAGUAUGGACACAAUUUAAUAUCGUUCCAAUAAAGUGUAAAGUCAAUUCCCUCGAUGAAAAAUUGUUUUCUAUAAGUUGGGCAAAUCAUUGAGCUUUUAAAUGGCUGUUAUAUUAUGGAUGCAAUGUGAAUAAAUAAAUGGAACGAAAUCAAAUGGGAAAAUUAUAUUUUGGUGAAGUGUAAUUUUUUUGUGUGUGCAAGAGUGCAAAAGGUCUCUUGAUUUUUACUGAGACAACUAUUCGGAACAAAGAGAGUCAUUCGACUUGUUAUUCAACACAUAGACAAUUUGAUCUAAAAAGUUGCGUGAAAACUAUCUCGUCGACGACAACGACGACGAUAAAAUAACAACGACCGCAAUAAAAAACAAAGACAAUCGAAUCGCACAUUGAGCAAACGUACCGAACAAUUAGUGUAAUGUGUUUACGGCUAAAAUCGAAUGAUUGCAUACAUCUCACGGUGAAAAAAGGAAUUUCAGUGCAUCCAACAACCAUGUUUAGAAUAUGUUCAUUUACGCUGUUGGGCUUUAUUGCCAUAAAUGCUCCGCAUCAAUUUGUGUGCUGUGACAAAUAACUGCGAUACCUCAGCGAGACGAAAAACAAAAAUAAUAAUUGAGUUGUAUACUGUAAACGACAGACAAAACAAUCGACCAAUUAAUUGUCGAAGUCCCAAACGCAAGUGGCCACAAUAAACAGAGAGAGCGAGAGAGAGAGAGAGAAAGACACAAAAAACAGAAGAUUGAUAAGGAUUGCUAACAAAGCAUAAACGGCAAACAAAGUUGAUUGAAAGUAUCUCUGAUUCAACGAGCGUAGUGAAGAGCAUCAAGGAAAGCCACCAUUAUUGCGCAUUUGACAACAAAGAUUUGUUGCUAAAAAUACCGCUCUUCGACCGAUUCUAGUGAACAAUCUAAAAAUACGAAUCAGCCAGCGAACAAUACGUACUGAGCACGAAAAAUUCGCACAUAACACCAGUGGAGCCAGAAUAAACAUAAACAAAAAUUAUUCGGAAGUGUUAUUCAACAAAGGAAAGGAGAAGAAAAGGAGAAAGAGGAAAAGAAAUACGAGCACACUAAGCGUACACUGUGUACUUGCAAAUUUUGAAUACAAACGAAAGAAGGAACGAAUCUCAACAAAAUGAAAUUGCUGGAAAAUUCAAAGUUUGAGGCUAUCAAUAAUGCAUUGUCGAUGCAAACCGGUGAUAGCGCCAUUGUUGGCCGAAUCGAAAGCUAUUCGUGCAAAAUGGCCGGCACGGACAAGGCACUGUACAAGCGCUUCACAAGCGAAACCAACGCUCAUGACUUGCAGGCCCUGUCGCCACCACAAGGAUUCAUGGAUAUGUCGCCGAAUAUUGGACGCGGCAGCAAUUCUGGUGACGAAAACACGGUUCUAUGCGAUACAAUCUCACGCAAAUCCCUGUUCUACUUGAUUGCAACGCUUAAUGCAGCGUUCGAACCGGACUAUGAUUUCUCCGAUGCUAAGAGCCAUGAAUUCAGCAAGGAACCGUCAAUACAGUGGGUCAUGAAUUCGGUACAUUCAAACUUGUCGGCCAUUGGUGGUGACCAGUUCUCAGCACUGCGCCAAGCACUUUGGAUCGCAAUCAAUGACGAAAUCAAUUUGAACGAGUGUGAUAUUUACAGCUACAAUCCGGACUUUAAUUCCGAUCCGUAUGGUGAACCAGGCUGUUUAUGGUCGUUCAACUACUUUCUCUACAACAAGAAACUCAAACGUAUCGUAUUUUUUACGUGCAGAGCAAUCAACUCUGUCCAAAUGAAUGCUUCAGACUCAUCCGUUAUCGGCCUUGAUUUUGCUAUGGAAGAGGGAGGCAUGGUUUAAAAUACAAACGUUUUUUCUCUCAAUUUUGUUUCCUUUCAAGAAACUGAAUUUUUUUUUUGCGAAAGAUCUUCGUGUACAAAAUAAGCAACCUUCAAAAAACCUUGCUGAAUUUUACACUCAUGAAUAUUCUUACGUUUUAUUAUUACUCGAUUCAAUAAAUUUAAAAUGGAUAAAUAUAAAGAAACGUCUCAUUGUGCGAGCUCGAUAGUUUCACCGCUGGCGCCUGGCAGCUAUCAGCCAAUUUAUCACGUACGACCCGUGGAUAUAUACAUAUAUUGGAGUUGGCAAAAAUGCUUUGUUCGCUUUUUUUCUGUUGUGUGAAACUAUCGAGCUCGCAAUUUUGAACUAGUUUACGGAUGAGUUACACUCUAAUUUCGUAAGUGAUAUGAAAAAAAAUGAACAAACAAACAAAAAACACUAUGAUAAAGAAGAAGAAGAAGAAGAAAAAAACAUCUUAAUAGUAGUGGUAUUCGCUUUUCUAAGAAAAUUUGAUUGACGUCUGGAUGGGCGCCAGUAAAGCUUUUUUUUUCAUCAGAGGUGCAUUAGCUUGGAUAGAUUUUCAGUCACCGUCAACAUACAAAAACAAACAAACAAACACACGCAUAUAUAUACAACAGUUUUUAUUGUGAAAUGAUACACAACUACGAAAUCAUCAUUGAUAGUACUUAUAAGCUAUUUUAUUCAUUCAUUCUUACUGUUUAAGAUACGACAAAUAAAAAGCAAACCUUUUCACUUAUUAUUAUUCAA